GAAAGAAGGCUGAUGGAGUGCGAGGGACCCAGAGUUCAGACAUCUGAGUUCUUUUCUCUCUUUGUCUGUUUUCAGAUUAUUUAUGUGGCCAGGAAUGCCAAAGACAACAUGGUUUCCUAUUUCCACUUCGUCAACAUGACCAGCUUACUUCCGGACAGUGGCAGCUGGGAUGAGUUUAUGGAGAAUUUCAUUGCUGGGAAGGUUUGUUGGGGCUCUUGGUUUAAUCACGUUCAAGGCUGGUGGAAGGCUAAGGACCAUCAUCCGAUUCUAUAUCUGUUUUAUGAAGACAUUAAAGAGGACCCAGCCCGUGAAAUCCAGAAAAUAGCUCAAUUCCUGGGAAUAGAUCUCUCUGCAUCAGUUCUCAACCGGAUUGUGCAGCACACAAAAUUUGAGAACAUGAAAACAAACCCAUUGGUUAAUUACAGCGACUUGCCCUCUCUGUUUGACCUAACUGUGUCCCCCUUCAUGAGAAAAGGAAUUGUUGGAGACUGGAAAGAGCACUUCACUGUGGCCGAAAGUGAACGAUUGGACAACAUCUGUGCUCGGCAACUUGCCUGCAACGGCCUUACAUUUCGCACACAGUUAUAAGCCCAUGUCUGGACCUCUCACCUUCCUGGCAACACACAUAGGGAAUGCGGAUCUUAACUAAGAAAUACAAGUCAGGAAACCACAGCAGUGGCAAGCUAAAGCAAAGUGUAGAGUUUUCUUCUUUUUUCCUUCAAUGUCUUUGUAGUCGCCAGUGAAUUUUAACACUUUCUGUUCUGAUAUUAUCAUAAAGAACAAGUCAAAUCUACUGAUUGAGGUAGUGGUGGGGAUGAAUUCACGCAGAAGUGAGGAAAAUGAGCAACUAUCAUUCAACAUAUCCCUAGAGUGGGGAGCAGAGUUAGUAUUUUAUUGCAUAGGGCAAACUGGCAUUGCAGCCAGACUGUCACCAAAGGUCUCUAUUGUACUGUGCCUCUUUCCUGUGAUUAGCUUAUAUCCACUGACCAGUAAAAUCUGUCAUACCUCCCAAUCCCAUAAGAUUCCCCUCAUCUACGUUAUUAAAAUGGGUCCCUCUUUCUAUGCCAAAAUACCAGCAAUAAAGUGACACCAUGGAGUGAGUUUCUUCUUCUCUCCCCUCUCUCCUCCUCAGUACUGAUAACCUGCAUGUUACUAGAGUCCGUAGAGAUAGGUAGUAAGAAUUCCAUGACCUGUUCCCUUUUGUUUUAUCUGUUUCUUCCUUGUCUAUAAGGUGAAAUACUCAAGUCUACCUAGCAUUCAUUCCUUCUGUUUUCCAGCAUUCUCCUUGGCUGUUUUCAUCAAGUAGCCAUCUUCAUAAUCAAUAGAUACUGUCUUCUUUCGUCUCUCAGUUUCCCUAAUAAAUGU
This is a messenger RNA of Anolis carolinensis (green anole), 1365 nucleotides long. RefSeq names its product sulfotransferase 1C4. The transcript has 4 exons. Lineage: Eukaryota; Metazoa; Chordata; Lepidosauria; Squamata; Anolidae. Gene Ontology annotation, molecular function: sulfotransferase activity. Gene Ontology annotation, biological process: sulfation. The coding region runs from base 13 to 588 and encodes 191 amino acids. Gene Ontology annotation, cellular component: cytoplasm. The record is from RefSeq and is a predicted model, not a curated record.